This is a messenger RNA of Lethenteron reissneri (Far Eastern brook lamprey), 2589 nucleotides long. RefSeq names its product tumor susceptibility gene 101 protein-like. NCBI's taxonomy places the organism in Eukaryota, Metazoa, Chordata, Hyperoartia, Petromyzontiformes, Petromyzontidae. Gene Ontology annotation, biological process: protein transport; endosome to lysosome transport; protein modification process. Gene Ontology annotation, molecular function: ubiquitin binding. The record is from RefSeq and is a predicted model, not a curated record. Gene Ontology annotation, cellular component: ESCRT I complex.
UCAAUCCAUCAUUGCGGGUUGCGGGGGGGUGUAUGAUGGGUUCCGUGUGGACGAGUGGCUCCUCUCAUCCUGACCCUCGCCGCCCUCCUCGCUUCUCUGCUCGCCCAAGACAACGGCGAGAGGGAGGAUCGCAUCGAAAACGUGCGGCGCGAUGCGAAGGAGAGACAGAAUUUUAAAAAAACCACCACGAAAUGUGAUAAAUAAAUAAAUAGUAGAGGAGAUCUCGAGCCGGCUGCGAGCAAUGAUUGCGGAGCGGAGACAAUGGAGACAAUGGGGCCCGGGCUCACAGGAGCGCGGAGGAUAACGGGACGGGACAGCCGGGUUCAAGGAGCAUCAUCGGCAUCAUCAGCGCACCCACUGCGAGUGAUAUCCGAACCGCUCAUCCGUCCCACCCACGCUUCCCAUGACCUCAGCAACUCACACCGACCACAGAGGGUACAGCACCGGCUUGUCACGGGCGCGGAGACAUCGCCGCCUCCACCUCCUCCUCCUCCACCUCCUCCUCUACCUCCUUCACCACCUCCUUCACCACCUCCUCCUUCACCUCCUCCACCCCACAGCGACACGGGGGAGCCGCGCAAGGGGACCGGGGCCCCCGCGGGGUCGAUCUCUGGGGGUUGUUGGGGGUGUGAAGCUGGCGAUGGCGCAGGGCUCCGAGGAUGCGCUCAGGCCGCUGCUGAGAAACUACCGGUUCAGAGACCUGACCCUCAUGGAGGUGCGCCUGGCAGGAGCCCGAUAUGCUGAGCUGCACCCAGGACGAGACGUAUACGUGGCCACGAAUGGGAUUGACAAGAAUUUGCUGCACCUCAGUGGAACAAUCCCUGUGAUUUAUGAAGGGUUCGAGUACAACAUGCCCGUGCGCUUGUGGCUCCCCGAGUCGUUCCCGUACAGCCCCCCGCUGGCCUUCGUGCAGCCUACGCAGGACAUGAUUCUCAACCCCGGGCACCACGUGGACUCGCGCGGCCGAGUGUAUUUGCCCUACCUGCAGCACUGGACGCAUCCGAACUCCACCACGUGUGGCCUCCUGCAAGCCAUGGCGGACGUCUUUGCCAAGGAGCCGCCCGUAUCGGCUCUCCCGAGGGGGCCCACAAGUCCGCCUUCUUACAACUCCUGGCAGUGACCAAACCCAUCGACCUCACCAAGGGGCCUGCUUGGGGUUCUCAGACCGGCGAGCCAGUCCAGGCGGCGCCUCCGACGGGAUGUGCCGUGACACUUGACUGACUGGAGGCUCGAGAGCUUUGAAGAGCGAUGGGAGUGCAGAAGGAAUUGGUGUGGGGGUGCUGGGUGGACACGUGGGUAUUGGUGCAGGGUGAGUGCAUUUGCGCUAUAUGCGUUGCACGCAGCACCAGCUAUAUGCUUCUGCUGGGAGUAGCCAGGGAGGUGCGAGGGGGAUGUUUUGUGCAGCGACUCGAGCUGGUUUCCCAGUGGAAUGCCUUUUACUGUCACACAAGACAUCAUGGCCUUUAGUAUAUACUGUCUUAUUUAAAAGCAUACUCACGUGGGAAUUACUAUAACAAUGGCCAAUACCAAGAGUCUGCUCAAGGUUAUGGUUGAUCUCCAGGUUGGUGGUUUUAAGUGUAAUGUAAUUCAUUUAAGUGUUUGCUAUAACACGGUUAUUUAAAGUGAAAUGAUUCGGUGGAAAUUUUAAGUUAAAUUUUUAUGACUUUUUUCUCAAGCCAUAGAAAGAUUGAGUCACAAGAGACGAAUAGGAAGGCUUGCUCCAGAGUUGGAGCUGAAUAAUGGGGCAGGUCAUUUAUUUGAACGUUUAUGUUUUAACAAAAGUUUCCUUGCGAGCCAUUUGUGCCUUCAACAGAUUUAUAUCUGCGAGUAAAUUGUGCUUGCUAAUCGUGAAGACAAUGAGCAAUAAUGCAGGGCUGCAGGCCAUUUUUUUAUAUAUAAAGAAUGGUGUUUGACCCCCUGUUGCUGGUGAACAGAACAUGGCUGGAGCUGCGAUUUGAAUCUCUGAAAAUUCAGAUAUCCGACCGCAAACCAUUCAGCAGGGUAUUCUCACCUGUCACUCAUUUCUAUCGUGGGAACAAGUUGCACACCGUUUAAUAUUUUUGUAGCACAUUCCAGUGGCUGAAUGUGGAACCACUUCACAGGUGGUGAUGAGUAGUGUGGGACUGAGACUCUUAAUACCUUGAGCUUGGGCAAACAAAGGCAUUAGCAAAGUAAAUACUGUAUAUGCAAGAGCAUAACUAGUAUGCUUUUCAGAUGAGCACUUGUGUGAAUGUACAAUGAAAUGUGAAAAGUAUGUAUUACUUACGUUGGGAAAAAAUAUGCAAAUAUAUGUUUAAGAUUUUUAUAUGUAGUAAUAGCAUGAGGAACAUGCGACCUCGGUUUGGUCUUGUGUGUGUGCGAUUGCUUUUGUGAAAGGAACAAAUUCAAACUUGAGCACUGCUCCCGUCCCAUUAGAAUAACGUUAACACGUUCCAGUAAUUGUGUUUUCAUUUCCAGUAAUUAUGUGUUUUCACUUCGACCAAAUUAUAUCCGAACAUUUCCUGUAAAGAACAUCGGUGGAUUCUGUGGAAUGUUUUUGGACUGAUAAAAGAAAAGUACCAAAGAAUAAAAAAUACAAAUCACCCGAAA